AUGAAACACGCCAGACGCUCAAGUUCAUCAAGGAAAUCUAUUGGAGAUGAUGCAUUAUCAGAAACAUCAUCAAGCCCUACAAAAGAGCAUAAAACACUUAUGGAAAGAACUUUAGAACCGAAAAAAGAAGAUUGCAUGGAAAUAGAUUAUGUUGAACCAGAAAUAAUUCAAUGGAAUGAAGAAGAUCAGGAGGACUUUGAAAAUCUAAUGAAAGAAAAGCCUAAAAAGAUUGACGACCUCUUAAGACGCUAUUUAGAAGAGCAUGACGCAAAAGUGAGAGAACUUGCAGCAAUAAUCGAAGAACGUAUGAAAUUACAGCUUCUCAGCUAA
Molecule: messenger RNA, 330 nt
Organism: Trichomonas vaginalis G3
Lineage: Eukaryota; Parabasalia; Trichomonadida; Trichomonadidae
Exons: 1
Coding region: 1-330 (109 amino acids)
Source: RefSeq, a predicted model, not a curated record